AUGGGCACCCUUGACGCAAGAGCAGACUGGGAGUGCGUAGGGGAUAAGUGGUUUCGCAAGACCCAGCAGUACACCGAGAUCUUCGAUGAGGAUGUAGAUCUUGACAACCACCUCGUUGCUGGGGCCCCAUAUGCAGGCGCAUUAGCUUUAUGGCGUGACGACUCAAAGUUGCAAUUAUAUCAGCCCGGAAAAGCUACGAAGCCUGCUAUUGACAUCUACAGCCUGGCGGGAAAGAAACUCCGCUCCAUUCCUUGGGAUAAGAGCCGCAUCAAAGGGCUGGGCUGGUCAGAAGAUGAGUCUUUAUUGGUGGUCACCGCCGACGGCGAUGUACGAUGCUAUGAUUUGCAAGGGGAUUUCAGUAAUUUUUCUCUGGGCCAUGGCGCAGACAACUAUGGUGUCGAAUCGUGCCGGUUUUACGACAGCGGCUUGGUAGCCUUGCUGGCCAACAACACAUUGAUAACGGUGUCUUCGUAUGCCGAACCACGUCCAAGGCUUUUGGCAGCCAUACCUGAGGCUGAGAUCCAUUCAUGGGCAAUCAUAUCCCCCGAUCACACCUUGUCCCGGUCUGUUGAGGUUCUACUGAGCAUUGGUUCCACAGUAUAUGUGGUGGAUGCGACAGAUUGUGAAGAUCGUCUCGUUGAUGGUGGCCCCUUUAGCCACAUCAGCGUCUCUCCCGAUGGUCGAUACGUCAACCUAUAUUCAAAGACGGGGACCUCCCGCGUCAUCACCAGCGACUUUCAAGAACCGAUCCUUGAACAUAAUUCCGACUCCCAAACACCACCAAAAUACGUCGAAUGGUGUGGAACAGAUGCAUUGAUUGCGUGGGAAGAUGAGGUACAUGUAAUUGGUCCCGGUGAUCAAUCAUUGUCUUACAUCUACGAUAGCACCAGAAUACAUGUCAUUUCCGAGUAUGAUGGUGCGCGACUUAUCACAAACGACUUUUGCGAAUUUCUGGAGAGAGUACCCGCGGAUACUCUGGAAGUCUUUGGCCCUGCAUCUGAAUCGUCCCCUGCCUCUAUUCUCCUAGAUGCUGUUGGCCAACUGGAACUUCAAUCGCCCAAAGCAGACGACUACAUUCAACUCAUCCGUGCGAAUCUUACUGAAGCAGUCGACACGUGCGUCAACGCGGCCGGCCGGGAAUUCAACAUCAAAUGGCAAAAACGGCUUUUGAAGGCAGCUUCGUUCGGCAAGUCAGUCUUGGAUAUCUACAACAGCGAUGACUUUGUUGACAUGUGCGAGACACUACGAGUCUUGAACGCAAUACGUGACUUCAACGUUGGGAUGCCUCUGUCUUUUGAACAAUAUCAUCGUCUUACGCCGGAGAAAAUUAUUCGACGCCUUCUUCAAAGACACGACUAUCUUCUUGCGUUGAAGAUUGCCGCCUACCUGAAAUUGCCCACGGAUCGCAUAUAUGUACAUUGGGCAUCUGCCAAGGUGCGAAACGGAGCCGAAGAUGACGAUACAAUCUGCAGAUUGGUGGUCGAGAGACUGUCCGGCAAACCAGGAAUCUCGUUCGAGGAGAUCGCGAGGGCAGCAUAUCAUGAAGGCCGUGGCCGCUUAGCAACGGAACUUCUGAAUCACGAACCGCGAGGGGGAAGACAAGUACCUCUCUUAUUGGACAUGGAAGAGGAUGAGCUUGCACUGGACAAAGCGAUUGAAAGUGGCGACAGCGACUUGAUCCUGUCUGUGCUGCUUAACUUGAAGAAGAAGCUGCCGCUUGCGUCCUUCUUCCGCGUGAUCAACUCUCGACCAACGGCCUCGGCAUUGGUAGAGGCAUCGGCGAUUGCCGAGGGCGACAACAGCGUGCUCAAGGAUUUGUACUACCAAGACGACCGCCGAGCGGACGGGGCCAAUGUCUUUAUCCGCGAAUCGCUGCAGCAGCCAGACGCCCGCACUGCUUCGGAUAAGCUGGCGCUGGCGGCUAAGCUGCUUUCUGAUUCCAAAGAGAACCUGAUGGAGCUGUAUGCGUUGAAGGAGACGACGACCUUGCUGCGGAUGCAAGAAUCUCUGGAUCGUGACCUGACUGAUUCCUUUACGGGACUGAGCGUCAACGAGACAAUGUUCAAGCUUAUUCGACUGGGCUACAACGGCCGUGCGAAGAAGGUCCAGAGCGAGUUCAAAGUUCCGGAGAAGGUCUUCUGGUGGAUCCGCCUGCGUGCAUUGGUCACGAAAAGAGACUGGAGCGAGGUCGAAGAGAUUUCGAAAUCGAAGAAGAGCCCUAUUGGCUGGGAGCCAUUCUUCAACCUCACCCUUCAAGCGGGGAACCCUCGACUGGCGGCUGUGUUUGUGUCGAAAUGUACGGCUCUGGAACCGGGCCAGUCCAUCACCAUGUACGAGAAGUGUGGAAUGAGGAUCAAGGCGGCCGAAGAGGCAAUUCGACUCAGGAACCUAGAGGCCUGGGAGCGACUGCUCGAGGCGGCGGGGAAAGGCUCGCAGGAGGGUCGGGAGAUUGAACGACUUGGGAAUGCAGCGUUUAAGAAGUGA
Molecule: messenger RNA, 2484 nt
Organism: Metarhizium album ARSEF 1941
Lineage: Eukaryota; Fungi; Ascomycota; Sordariomycetes; Hypocreales; Clavicipitaceae
Product: Vacuolar protein sorting-associated protein 16
Exons: 6
Coding region: 1-2484 (827 amino acids)
Biological process (GO): endosomal transport; vacuole fusion, non-autophagic; intracellular protein transport
Cellular component (GO): endosome; HOPS complex; cytoplasm
Molecular function (GO): actin binding
Source: RefSeq, a predicted model, not a curated record